This is a messenger RNA of Racocetra persica, 134 nucleotides long. NCBI's taxonomy places the organism in Eukaryota, Fungi, Glomeromycota, Glomeromycetes, Diversisporales, Gigasporaceae. The record is from the annotation of a GenBank genome assembly.
AGCUUUACAGCAGUAACCUUAUCAGAAUCUGUGUACUCCCUUCGUAACAACUCUAAAGAUACUGGGCACGAAUCAAGGAGUGUACGAAGCAGCAGCAAGAAGACAAGAUUGGAUAGUUUAUUGAACAAACUAAG